CAGUUUGAAUUUGGUGGAAGCGGUCGCACGUCCGGUUAGUCCCAGAGCCGCUCCCUCUCCCCUGAAGCAGCCUGGUGUUUCUCAGCCCCUGUUUCGGGACACACAGCCUUCAUCGAAGCGCCAUGGCUCCGGCUAGGAAGGGCGGCAGUCGGGGAGCCAAGACCAACUCGCUACGGAGCCGAAAGCUCGCCUCCUUUCUUAAGGACUUCGAUCGUGAAGUGCAAAUACGAACCAAGCAAAUUCAGUCAGACAGGCAGAACCUCCUCAAGGAGAUGGAUAACCUGUACAACAUCGAGAUCCUGCGACUCCCCAAGGCGCUGCGCGAGAUGAACUGGCUCGACUACUUUGCCCUCGGAGGAAACAAGCGGGCCCUGGAAGAGGCAGCAACAGCUGACCUGGAUAUCACAGAAAUAAACAAACUAACAGCAGAAGCUAUUCAGACACCCCUGAAAUCUGCUAGAACACGAAAGGUAAUGCAAGUGGAUGACAUGAUAAUGGAAGAAGAGGAGGAAGAAAGUAAAAAUAAGAAUCCUCAAACUGCACGAGUUAAAAGGUGUCCUCCAUCCAAGAAGAGAACCCAGUCCAUACAAGGAAAAAGCAAAAAUAAAAGGUCAAGCCAUUGUACCACUGUUACGCCAGCUGUGGGCCGACUGGAGUUGUCUAUGGUGAAACCAACUCCGGGCCUGACACCCAGAUUUGACUCAAGGGUCUUCAAGACCCCAGGCCUACGUACUCCAGCAGCCAGAGAGCGGAUUUACAAUAUUUCCCUGAAUGGCAGCCCUCUUGCCGACAGCAAAGAGAUUUUCCUCACCGUGCCAGUGGGAGGCGGAGAGAGCAUGCGGUUAUUGGCCAGUGACUUGCAGAGGAUUGAUAUCGCGCAGCUGGAUCCAGAGGCGCUGGGAAACAUUAAGAAGCUCUCCAGCCGUCUUGCUCAAAUCUGCAGCAGCAUUCGGACUCACAAAUGAGGGUGCCAUUCCAAGAAGCCAAAAUUGACAGGACAGAUCUUCACUGGGCACUUCUGGGACCCUCAAGGGACCUGUUCUCUUUGGGCUUAUUGUUUGAGUGUGAAGUUCCAGAGCACAAGUGUUCCUCUUGGAGAAUUCAGGAAGCAGGGAGACACUGUUCUUGCUCAGUUAGAUACAACUUUGCUACUGACACCUCCCAACCCAGGUGACAAAGACACUGCCUCUGCGUCCCUGCAGCCCAAACUUCCUGCCAUCCUCCCGGCUGGAUUCUCCUUCCUGCUCUCGGAGCUGCCCCCCUGCCUCCUAGAACUCCACGUCCUCUUUGCCCUACCCUAGCUCCGGUGGGGGCCGCGUGGAGGAGCCUCGCGUCCUCUGGAAGACUGCCUGCUCACCCUCAUCAGAGAGCCCUCUGCAGCUGGUGUUUCCGCUCUGUUUGCUUGAUGCUGGGAACUUUAGGCUCAGAGAGGUGAGCUCCAUGAGAGGGCGGCGCCAGGAAGCUGGGAGGGACUCUGCACAUGGGGCCAGGACCUGUCACAGCAGUGACCCCUGCAGGACACCUCCCCCCUCCCUCGCCCAGCCCUUCCUUCCUCCUGUGCUGGGUACUGACGGGGCCCUGGACUCUUCCACCCGCCAUGACCAGUAGUUUUGUUUCAGGCUGACUUGUGGAAUAGUAUUUUUUAUUUUCCCUGUUUAACAAAGACCAAAAAUUGGUUUGGAGGCAGUUUCCCUGUCUUGCUCCUCUACCUCUCCAGUUAGUGGGAAUCUGGAUAAAGGAAUCCAGGGCUUAGACUAGCCUGGGGUUUUUACAUGACUGGCCGCAGAGGGGCUCUAAGCUCUCCGUGGUCCAGUGGUCCCUUCAGGUUUGUAGACUUCGCAGAAAGCGCUUCUCUCUUAGGUCCACCACGGGAGCGGGUGUAGCUCACCUAGGGGCCUCUGCCCUGGCGCGGGCUGUUAUGUGGGCAACAAGCUCGCUGCAUUCCAGCCAGCACCUCUGCCCCAAAGAACCAUGGCACGUGGUCCAAGAAUGUGGGAGCUGAGUUCCCACCCCAAGCUUGAGAGCGCCGUGUUCCGUGUGUGGCUCUUUGUUGUAUUCUGUUGUAUUCUGCUACAUAACCAUUCUAGUAAUCCAGUCCUGUUCAAGUCGUGUUCUUUCCAAGUUGUUUUAUUCUCUCUUUCCUGAGACUUUUGUACAUAUUGUUUGCCUGAGUAAUGCUAUCUGUAAGCGGAUUUAUUCUAAUCAGAGCUACUGAAAGGUACCUGUUUUCAAUAAAUUGUGGGUUUGCUUUUAAUUGA
Messenger RNA from Camelus dromedarius (Arabian camel), 2258 nucleotides. RefSeq names its product cell division cycle associated 8 (gene CDCA8). The transcript has 11 exons. The coding region runs from base 123 to 965 and encodes 280 amino acids. The record is from RefSeq and is a predicted model, not a curated record. Gene Ontology annotation, biological process: mitotic sister chromatid segregation. NCBI's taxonomy places the organism in Eukaryota, Metazoa, Chordata, Mammalia, Artiodactyla, Camelidae. Gene Ontology annotation, cellular component: spindle midzone; chromosome, centromeric region; chromosome passenger complex.